AUGGGUCUCUCUCUACAGAACUUAGGGCUUUCCCUGCUAAUCCUCGUUGCUUUCUCCAGCCAGGUCCAUGCCUUCGGUGCUGGUAACAUCGCUUCUUUGUCCAAGUUGGAGGGGCAGAACUGGCGUCAUGGAGAUAUCGAAGACGCCCUCCUCACCCUCCUCCUGGCGAGAGUUGCGGGCGGCAAGAAGUUUGGCAAGCUGGAUGUCAAGCGGGUCUACUUUGGUAACUGGCUGCGGGAUUACAGCCAGGCUGUCGAUGUGGGCACCGUCAAGUACGUCAGUGCCGAGGCUAUUCGCAUCUUGAUAUGGGUCCUGGGCUUCAUGAGCUUUGGAUACGGAACGGGAGAGUUUGAGGUCACCACCAAGCGCCUCGGCUGCUAUCAGCCCACCGAGCACAUCGAUAACCCACUGGGAUACGCUGAGGGUGACGAUGCGCGCAACUACGACCGUCGCCUGCGUGGACCCGUCGAUGAAGAGCGGGAACUUUCCAUCGAUCCCCGUACAGGCCUGAAGAACUAUAUCGCCAACGAGGACGCCGGAAUCGAUACUUCGGCUGCUCUCAUCCGUAGCGUUCUGGGUCGCUCUAUCCAACUUGGUCGUCGCUAUGGCGAGUCUGGAAACAAAGAUGAUCUCUAUGAAGCUCUCCGUCUCCUGGGAACUGGUCUGCACUGUCUGGAGGACUAUGCUGCUCACUCCAACUACACAGAACUCAGUCUCAUUGAACUCGGAGAGACCGAGGUCUUCCCGCACGUCGGACGGGACACCAGAGUGGAGGUCGAGGGUGUCGGAGAGGUCUACCCCAUCGUGACCGGUACCUUUGGUGGUGUGGAUUUCUUCCACUCCGUUCUAGGUGAAUUGUCUGAUAAGACCAUGCAGUCUGAACUGGAGUCGUUGGAAAACGCCAUCACCGAAUCCGACAACCAGGACUCCUCCGAGAGCUUCCUGCAGAACCUGCUUUCCAAGAUCCCUGAAGGUCUCCUAGGUGACAGCAAUGACCAGACCGACAAGAUGGACGAUUUCAAGAACAAGGCCGAUGACGCGAGACACGAUAGCCAGGAGAUCAACCCCCGCGAGCCCGAGGAGUGGACUCUCUACCUAAACAACGUCCAAAAGCAGAUCUACCCAGUCCUCGAAUGGCACGACAACCUCCUGAAGCGAAUCAACGAAGCCAUCGAAAAGAUCCCCGUCCUGCCCGAGUUGAUCGAGCAGAUCCAAGACCAAAUCACCGUCUUCGUCUUCUCCAUCCUAGCUCCCUACGUCCUGCCCAUCAUCAAGCAGGUCAAGUCCGAGCUCGAGACUGGUUCGUCCGAAGUUAUCCAGAGCAGUCGAGAGCAGCAGCACAUCGUUUUCAACGAUGAUGAAUGCUCUAACCCCACCCACUCCAUGCUCUCCAAGGACCACUUCUCCAACAUCCUCAACGAACCCGCCGGUCGCAUCGCAUCCGAGGUCGUCAAGUGGUCCGUCCCGCAACUCAUGCAAUGCUGGGACCACGAAGACGCCGACGUCGACCGAACCCUCGACCGAAUCAUCGCAGGUGUUUUCCACCACCCCGCCCACCGCGAGCACGGCCGUGACGGCGCCUCCGACAUGCGCCACAUCAUGUUCUCAACCGUUGAGAAGUGGUGGGGUGAAAAGGAUGACGAUGAGCGCGAUAUCCUCCGUGACCAGCUUAGUCGCGACGGUGUCCUAGAAGGCCGUAACCACAAGGAUGGUGUCCAGGAUUGCGGACACGGAUGCGGCAAGCCCCUCGCUCUGCCCAAGAACAGUGGCGGUGGCAGUUCUGGCGGUCAAAACGCUGGCAGCUCUGCUAUUGAGGGUAUUGCUUCUGAGGCCGUUGGAGGCGGUGCGCUCGGCGGCCUGCUUGGUGGAAUUGUCGGAGGCAUGGGCUCUAUGCUUCUGAACAAUGACUCGAAGCCUGGUCGGGAGAGCCCAGAGGCUCAGACUCAUUCUUACGAUAGCGGCAGUGGUGGUGGUUACCAGAGCCGUCCUCAUGAGACCCAGCAUUAUGGUGGAGGCGGGGACUCUUACGGUCAGGUCGAGUCUCGCCCUGAGUAUGGCUACCAGGGCCAGUCAGGUUACCAGGGCGGCCAGUCGGGCUACCAGAGCCAGUCGGGCUACGGCGCCCCUGUUCAUCAUGAAGAGUACCGUCCCACUCCCGGUGGAUAUGAAUACUCGAGUGAAACCACCUAUGGCCAGCCUCCUGUCCGUCGUGAUGAGUACUCAGGAUAUGCGCCGCCCGCAGAGAACUACCAGCGUCAGGAAUACCACUCUCGUCACUCGGAGAGUCACGGGGAGAGCCAGGGCUACUACCAGGAGGAGAGGCGCGAGACCUACCAGAGUAGUCACUCUGAGUACCGCAGCGAAGAGCGAGUGGACUACGGAGGCCCACCACCUGCCAGGGAUGGAUAUGGCGGUGGAUAUGGCGGUGGGUACGGAGGACCUCCUCCCUCCACAGAGAGUCCUAUGGAAGACCCCAGCCUCGUUACAAUGAGGUCGAAAGCUCUGGGUAUGGGAGACCCCAGGAGGGCUAUGGUCAACAGUACGAAGGCGGCGACGGAUAUCGCGUCGAGCGACGCUAUGAAGAGCGCGGUUCUCGCAGUGGCAGUGACAGUGAAGAGCGUCACCACCAUCAUCACCGCCGCCAUCAUCACCAUGAGCGGUCUGGUUCGGACUCGGAUUAAAGAGCACCGGAUUGGACCCCGGGUAGUGCUGGGCUAG
This is a messenger RNA of Penicillium brevicompactum, 2718 nucleotides long. Its product is annotated as Het-C domain-containing protein. The record is from RefSeq and is a predicted model, not a curated record. Lineage: Eukaryota; Fungi; Ascomycota; Eurotiomycetes; Eurotiales; Aspergillaceae. The transcript has 4 exons. The coding region runs from base 1 to 2718 and encodes 905 amino acids.